Paramuricea clavata is the source of this 774-nucleotide messenger RNA. Lineage: Eukaryota; Metazoa; Cnidaria; Anthozoa; Malacalcyonacea; Plexauridae. The record is from the annotation of a GenBank genome assembly.
AUGACUUGCCGGUACUGUGGUAAGAAGUAUGUACGAAGAAGUUACCUUAAUAAACACGAGAAGAAGGAGCAUGGCCACGUUGAGGACACGCAGGAGUCUACCAAUAUGAUAACCUGUGAACAGGAUCACAUUUAUAACUACACACGACAGGUAUUAGUUUUGCUUCUUUUACGGAUAAACCACAACAAUGCCAUAAGUCUUGGGGAUGGCGGUCGAGUUGUUCGAACUUACAAGUUCUUUUAUCUGUUCUUUAAAAUUUCUGGAUGCCCUAAAUAUGCAUAUGCUACCCUUGAGUUAUUAGCACAGAUAAAUUAUCUGUUAAGUCCAAGGUUAUCAUACUCAUUGACAUGGAAUAGAUUCGUUAAUCACAAAGGACUUAUUGAUUCAAACCAUCCGAUAGAUCUAGAUGUUGAACAUGACAACAAAUCGUUUAAAACAGACAUUCAUAGCUUCCGAGGAGAGAUCACAGACAAAAGUAUCUCACGAAUAAGUCAGAGCAUUGAGGUGUCCAACGCAAUUUUGGCUAGUCAUGAUAAAUCAGCAUGUGUUCGGAAGCCAUCUGGGAGACACUCGAAGAUCUCGAAUGAAGAUGAAGUCAAGAUUCUAGUUGAAGAGUUUCAGCAAGCAGAACUAUACAAGUGCAUUCUCGGGCGGUGCCACAAAGCCUUUCCAAACAUGAAGGAAAAUUUACUUGAUGAAUUGGACAUGACCAAGUUCCAGCUAUGGGUGAAGAAUUCAAUGAAAAAGUUUUGUGAAAAGAGCUACUACAAAUAA